This is a messenger RNA of Plenodomus lingam JN3, 537 nucleotides long. RefSeq lists its product as uncharacterized. The record is from RefSeq and is a predicted model, not a curated record. NCBI's taxonomy places the organism in Eukaryota, Fungi, Ascomycota, Dothideomycetes, Pleosporales, Leptosphaeriaceae.
AUGCCAAUCAAAUGGACGGCCGAAUUGGAUGCCAUCCUUCUCCAUGGGGUGUUCGAGGAAUGCAACAUAUCUUUCAGCAAAGCCCUGUGCGCGAAGAUCGCUGAGCGCGUCCAAGCAGCUGGCAUGGAAUGCUCUGCUAAGGCCGUCGAGAAUCGCCUGUAUACAUGGAAGAAGAAAAACAUAUCUGGCAACACCAACCUGAACGCCAGCACCAGUAACACCCCCACGAAGCCUGCUGCCAAAAAGACCUCCACGCCCAAGACCCCGCGUGGUCGAGCCAAGACGACACCUAAGAAGGUGGUCAACUACGACAAUGGCACCGAAGGUCCCAUGGACGAUGAUGAACAGUUAAUGUCGCCUUCUGCAGCUCGUGGCAAACGUGCGCUCAGCAGUGCCAGCAAAGGUUUCUCUUACGCUGAACCUGACAGUGAGCCUGACAAUGCCGAUAUCCUUUCUUCAAAGCGUGUCAAGGUCGAGCUUGUUGAGCCAGAGUACAGCUUAUUCGAAGCUUAUGCUACACAUGAGCGUUCAGGAUAG